This is a messenger RNA of Bactrocera tryoni, 734 nucleotides long. Its product is annotated as protein ALP1-like. NCBI's taxonomy places the organism in Eukaryota, Metazoa, Arthropoda, Insecta, Diptera, Tephritidae. The record is from RefSeq and is a predicted model, not a curated record. The transcript is spliced from 2 exons. The coding region runs from base 39 to 542 and encodes 167 amino acids.
AAAUAUGUUGGCCAUCAAUUUCCCAGCAGCAAACAGUAAUGGAGCGUUUCCAAGCGAGCCGGCCGAAUGCAUUUCCUUUCGUAGUUGGCUGUUUGGAUGGGACACAUUUUAAAAUAAACACACCGAAGAAGGAUGCAAUUAGCUACUAUGACCGAAAGGGGAACUAUUCCAUUAUUAUGCAGGGCAUAUGCGACAGCACAUUUCGUUUCUUGGAUGUUUUCAUCGGAUACCCAGGGAGCUGCCAUGACGCCAACGUAUGGAAAAAUAGUCCGAUAUACAAAGGAAUUACGUCUGGAGAGAUACAACUUGCAAAAGAUGCUAUAAUUUUAGCUGACUCAGCUUAUCCUCUUAUGAAAUAUUUGAUCGCGCCUUAUAGAGAUAAUGGACAUCUGUUGAGAGAGGAGAAACAAUUUAAUUAUUAUUUAAGUUCAACUCGAGUAUUCAUAGAACAAGCUUUUGGGAUUUUGAGGGGAAAGUUCAAAAUUUUAAAUCAUAUUGAUAUUCAAAAUAUGGAAGAUGUAUCAAAAGUAGUAUUAGCUUGAGUAAUUCUGCAUAAUUUAAUAAUGCGGAACAAUUUUAAUGAUCCUGAAGUCAAUUAUCUAUUGGAAAAUUUGGAAACACAUAAUGAAAACGAUGCUGAAACGCCUGACAACAUAAAUGAUACUAACGAAGGUAUUAUCAGAAGAAAUAAUUUAAAAAUGUUGUUUGUUUCUUAAAUUAUAUAUUUUUUAAUA